AUGGCUGCGCCGGUCUAUAAUGCCUCAAUGCCCGAGGGCGGCGACCCGCUCACCGUGGAUGUCAACGCCCAGUUUGUGGGUUACGAAUAUAAUUAUGUCUACAUCGUCGCGUGCACCUUUAUCGUGUUCAUGAUUCUGCCGGGGAUCGGCUUGUUGUAUAGUGGUUUGACACGGAGGAAGUCUGCGAUGGCCUUGCUGUUCCAAGCUUUCAUGGUUCUUGCGGUCUCAACCUUUCAAUGGCUGUUUUGGGGGUACUCGUUGGCCUACUCGAGAGAUGGAGGCCCAUUCAUUGGCACGCUGAAGAAUUUCGGCUUGAUGGAGGUCCUUGUAGCCCCCUCGCCUGGCUCGGCCGUCCUGCCAGAAGUGGUGUUCUGCCUGUUCCAACUGCUCUUUUGCGCAUGCACAGUGAUGAUCGUUGUUGGGGGCACGUUUGAGAGAGGCGCUAUCCUCCCUUCGCUCAUCUUCAGCUUCUGGUGGGCUACGGUCGUCUACUGCCCGUUGGCUCGCUGGACCUGGAGCAGUAACGGAUGGCUGUACAACCUUCCCGCCAUUGACUUUGCGGGUGGCGGUCCGGUGCAUAUCGCUUCCGGUGUCUCGGCCUUAGCCUAUGCUUUGAUUCUCGGCAAAAGGAGGGAUUACGGAGCACCUUCUUUCCGCAAACCUCACAACACUACACUCAUCUUUCUGGGAACCGUCUUGAUUUGGACUGGCUGGCUUGGUUUCAAUGGCGGUUCAAGUCUCAAUGCGAGCAUGCGUGCCAUGGUGGCCGUCUUCAACACCAACACGGCCGGAUGCACAGGUAUCCUCGGCUGGGUAUUGGUUGAUAUGAUCAAGCAUCGCGGAAAGUUCUCAAUAGUUGGUGCUUGUGAAGGUGCGAUCGCCGGAUUGGUCGGAAUCACCCCAGCUGCCGGCUGCGUGUCGUUCUGGCUCGCUGCGUGCAUUGGAUUCAUCACCGCGGUUGUCUGUUCCCUUCUUCAGAACGUUAACGAGUGGAUCGGUGUCGACGAAGGCUUGGAUGUUUUCAAACUCCACGGCAUUGGUGGAAUGGUGGGUGCAUUUCUGACAGGUUUGUUCGCCAGCCAGAAGAUUUCGGCCUUGGAUGGCAGCAGUCUGGCGCCCGGAGCGAUCGAUGGAAAUGGAGUGCAAGUUGGAAAACAAAUCGCGGAGAUCUGCGCCAUUUCCAGCUAUUCCUUCGUGGUGACCUGCGCUCUGCUGCUGAUUCUCAAGUACAUCCCGGGCAUGAACCUUCGGGUCAGUGAGGAAGCCGAGUUGUUAGGGUUGGACCAGACCGAGUUCUUCGACGAGCAAAUCGGGGACUGGUCGAUCACUCAGGGAAGUACUAGUCCUACCUUGAUCGGAGUGUCGCAGAAUUCAUCCGGCUCCAUCACGAAGGAGGAGUGCCAGGUGAAGGGGAGCGGGGUAUAG
This is a messenger RNA of Aspergillus aculeatinus CBS 121060, 1425 nucleotides long. RefSeq names its product ammonium transporter. The transcript is spliced from 5 exons. Gene Ontology annotation, biological process: ammonium transmembrane transport. NCBI's taxonomy places the organism in Eukaryota, Fungi, Ascomycota, Eurotiomycetes, Eurotiales, Aspergillaceae. Bases 1 to 1425 code for a protein of 474 amino acids. Gene Ontology annotation, cellular component: plasma membrane. Gene Ontology annotation, molecular function: ammonium channel activity. The record is from RefSeq and is a predicted model, not a curated record.